AUGAAUUUCACUGAAGUAUUAAAGAAAAUUCCAACACCACAAGUUUCAAUGCCACAAAUACCACAAAUGAGUAAAUUUGGAAUAAAUAAUAAUAAAGAAGAUAUAGGAAAAGCUCCAAUGAAUAUGACACAGGAGGAUAUGCAACAAUUGAUUCAUUACAUUGGUGAAUCUGUUCUUAUUCCAGAGGAUGGAGCGUUUAUUGCAUUGUGGAUUCUUACUCUCAUUGAUCAUUGGAAUAAUGAACAUGAACGUUUAAUUGUAUUAACUGAAAGAAAUUUCUAUAUAUUAAGAUAUGAUUUUCUUCAAUGUCGUGUACGUGAUAGUCGUCGUGUAGGUCUUGGACAAUUGAUUAGUGUUAUAACUGGACCACUUGUAUUUCCAGCAAAAUCAUUAAUGCCUAUACGUAGUUCACCUGGUGUUCAGUUAAAAUGGGGUGAUGAAAAUGAUGUAAAAAUUACACAAAAGUGGAAUCCAUUAUGUCGUAGUUUACCUUAUGCUACAUUAACUCAUCAUCCACUUUAUUCUAAACGUGAUCAAUUACCAACAAAACAAGUGAAUGUACCAGGUGCCGGAUAUGAAGAUUUAUCUAAUCCAGUAUCUGUAUACGAUGUGAAUAAUUUUCUUACAGCAUUACGUGAAGCUUGUUCUGUUUACCAAUGGUGAAAUUGUUAUUGAAAGUUAUGGUAAUUUAGGUAGUGUUGUAUUCAAUCAAAGUAAUUUGGGUUUUGCUAAACCAAAACCACCUACAUCAUGAUGAUCUAUUAUAUAAUGUCAAUAUUGAUUGAAUAAACUAUAAAAUAAAAAUAAAAAAACAAAUGCAUUUCCUAUAAACAAUAAUGACAUAAUAUUAUCUACGAAAGUUCGUUAUUCUCUUCAGUUAUUUCUUCUUAGAUAAUCCUUAGUAUUUUCUCUCUCUCUUUCUCUCUUUGUUAAUCAAUAUACAUUGGAUCAUAGUGGUCAUGAAUGACUUAUUAACAAACAAAAAAAUAGUUUGAUUUGUACUCUUUUAAAAUAUGAUAACCUUCGAUUUUAGUUUAAACAUUUAUACUACUUAUUUCUAAAAUUAGUAGUAUC
Messenger RNA from Schistosoma bovis, 1074 nucleotides. The record is from the annotation of a GenBank genome assembly. NCBI's taxonomy places the organism in Eukaryota, Metazoa, Platyhelminthes, Trematoda, Strigeidida, Schistosomatidae.